GUGUAAGAUAUAUACUUCUUCACAUCUGUUAAGUUUUUGUUCAGUUCAUCAUCGAUCACGAAUCUUUCACUCGCACGUGUAUGCUCGCGCAUCAAAUUGCUUCCGGUGCGUUGUCAUUUUGCUAUCUGAGGAAGUGGGAAAAGUCCACAUGAUAAAAUGUAUCAGAUUGGGAUUUUGCAUGGGUUGCGGCGUCUCUCAAAAAACCAAGAACAGAUCAUCAGAAAAAUCCAAGUCGGUGUUCGUCCGGUAUCACACAGCAGUAGGAGUUUUUGCCACACUCGUGCUGUAGUUUUAAAGGGGCAGGAUAAUUUUCUGCAUGUGAACCCAAGGUCAUUUUUAAAAGCCCAUGCAAAAAAGGUUCAACCAUACUGUGCUGUUAGAUGGUAUACAUCCUCACCAGUUCAGUCUGAAGAUGGAGAAUUAAUCUACACAGGCAGUCUGGGAAAAGCUGUCCUCGGUGUGAAGUUUUUCUCCUACUCCAGCAGUAUGUUCAGUCUCUGUGUGAUGCCAUAUGUCCUCAUGAAAACAGGCAUUGGUGUGAACAACUUGGUACUGCAAGUGGCUUUCUGUGGCUUUAUAGGUUUCUUCACAUUUCUGACUCCUGUUCUGCUCCACUUGAUCACCAAAGGCUAUGUAGUACGCCUGUACCACAACAAGGAGACCGACAUGUACACAGCCAUCACUUACAGUGCCCUUCUAGUGGAGAAACGGACUGUUUUCCAUCAGAGGGAUGUCAUUAUCCCUGCUGUGAGCAGAAUGUUCACUAGUUUUUACGCCAAGAAACAUUCGAUGCUGGUCAACCCAAUGCUUUUUGCUCUGCCCAACGACUACAACCACCUCAUGGGUUACGACCGGCCCUUUUCCUUUGAUACAGAUGACUUGAACAAACCAGAUAAAAGUUAACUUGUCCACCAACAUUGGAUCGAUUUAGCUUGUGAAACCAAGAUGUCUACAUUUCAAUGAACUGUUGUUGUGUAUUAAAUAUUAGCAGGAGUGAUAUGUCAUCCAGUAUAUUUGUGAUGUAGAAACUUGUAUAAAAGUGUAAAUAAAUGGAUAUUUACCAUCUGCA
Rhinichthys klamathensis goyatoka is the source of this 1069-nucleotide messenger RNA. It is a transcript of the gene tmem70, whose product is annotated as transmembrane protein 70. Bases 157 to 903 code for a protein of 248 amino acids. The record is from RefSeq and is a predicted model, not a curated record. Gene Ontology annotation, biological process: mitochondrial proton-transporting ATP synthase complex assembly. NCBI's taxonomy places the organism in Eukaryota, Metazoa, Chordata, Actinopteri, Cypriniformes, Leuciscidae. The transcript has 3 exons. Gene Ontology annotation, cellular component: mitochondrial membrane.